Messenger RNA from Staurois parvus, 331 nucleotides. Lineage: Eukaryota; Metazoa; Chordata; Amphibia; Anura; Ranidae. The record is from the annotation of a GenBank genome assembly.
UCCUGAGGAAUUUGAGGUGUGCAUGGUCAUUAACAUAUCUUUUGUUUCCAAGGGGGAGGAGAGGUCUGCGGUGUGAAUUCGUCAUUACAAUGUGUGACAAGCUUGAUAGGAAAUUCCUGUGUUCAGUGUUUUGUCCAUCUGAGUACCUUGAAAACUCUUUGCAUGCAUUUUUCAUAAUGAAAAAAAGGCUCUGGACAGCAUCAGGAACUGGAAGAGUCAAAAAAAAAAAAAAUUUGCAAAUGCUUAUCAGCGCGUUUUCCUGCGUUUACAAGCAUUUUGCGUUUGAAAUGUUGAUAAAAAAAAUUGACUGCUGAACGCAAGUUUUCUGCAU